UAAACGGCUGCAGGAGGUAGAUCUUAAUACUGUAAAUUUAUUCACAGACAUUCGUGUUUUCCCGAGCUAUUUUAUACCGUUUUUUUUGUUAAAGCAACAUGUCGCUCACAUAGCUGAAAAUAUAUAUUUUUUGUAAUUCAUAUGCAGUACUGUAAUUGUUUAUUUUAGAACUAGUGUCACUUUAUAAAAUGGAUCUAAGGGCAAAACAAAGCAGUUGGUUUAAUACACUGCCGUUUAAAUUGCAAUAUUUUAUAUAUUUCAUUUCUAUCACCGAUUGGAUUCAUGCUGGAGCUGGGUAUGCCACAAUUAGAGAUAGUGGAUGGCUGGACCAUCAGACACACAAGCUAGACCAUAUAGCGCAAUAUGAAACCAUCAUCCCUCAGUGGUUGACUCCUGCACGCUUAAGGAGAUCAGUCUUAACAAAUAAGUAUCCUUCUGCAGCAGAGAUCAAAGUAACUGCCCAAGGAAAAGAUCUGAUUUUACAGAUCGAAAGGAACGAGCAGCUUUUUGCACCUGCUUAUACAGAGACUCGAUAUAGCCCCAAUGGAAUACCACAAACAUCCUCCCCACAAAACACAGAGCAUUGUUUUUACCACGGCAGUGUGAGGGGAAUGGAGCACUCCAGCGUGGCAAUGAGCACCUGCAAGGGCUUACGGGGUCUGAUAGCUGUGAACAGCAGCCUGAGUUACUUGAUAGAGCCCCUUCACGAGGGCGAGGAGCAGCACCUGAUCUACCUCACCGAGCACCUGAACUUGAGAAAGGGGACCUGCGGACACAAGCAUGAGGGGCAGGAGGGGGACCCGUCCCGGGACAUCACUGGAUUCACACGCAGGACCUCGCCUCGCAGGGAAAAGAGAGAUGUUAUGAAGAACAUGAAAUAUGUUGAGCUAUUAGUGGUAGCGGACAAUGCUGAGUAUCAGAAGCUAAAUUCUGAUUAUGAGAAGACCAAGAUGAAGAUUCUGGAAGCUGCUAACUAUGUAGACAAGUUUUACAAAGCUCUCAAUAUCCGGAUAGCCCUGAUUGGCCUGGAGAUCUGGACGGACAGAGACCAGAUCAGCAUCUCUGAGAACCCCUACAGCACACUGGGGUCCUUCCUGACAUGGAGAAGGAAGCAGCUCGUCCACAGGAAGAAUGACAAUGCACAGCUCAUCACUGGGGUUGCUUUCCAUGGCACUACCAUUGGCCUGGCCCCUCUAAUGGCCAUGUGUUCAGAGUACCAGUCUGGAGGCAUCAACUCAGAUCACUCCGACAAUGCGAUUGGAGUCGCCGCCACCAUGGCCCACGAGAUGGGGCACAACUUCGGAAUGAACCAUGAUGCUACCGGCUGCUGCUUAGCAAACCCUGAGGAUGGGGGCUGUAUCAUGGCUGCAGCCAUAGGCCAUCCAUUCCCAAAGGUUUUUAACAGGUGCAAUGAGAAGGAGCUGCAGAAGUACCUGGGAACGGGAGGAGGGAAGUGCCUCUUCGACAUGCCCGACACGAAGGCUAUGUACGGAGGGCAGCGGUGUGGGAACGGAUACCUGGAGGAGGGCGAGGAGUGUGACUGUGGAGAAGUGAACGAGUGCUCCAGCCCCUGCUGCAAUGCCAAUAACUGUACGCUGAAGGUGGGAGCAGAGUGUGCUCACGGAGUAUGCUGUGACAACUGCAAGCUGAAGAGCCCAGGAAACUUGUGCAGGAAGCCGUCUGGGUCAUGUGACCUCCCAGAAUAUUGUGAUGGGAAGUCAGAAUCCUGUCCUGCCAAUUUCUACCUCAUGGACGGCAAUCCCUGUCAGGGGGGCGGGGCUUACUGCUACAACGGCAUGUGUCUGACUUUGGAGCAGCAGUGCCUGUCGCUCUGGGGCCACGGAGCUAAGCCCGCCCCGGACGCCUGCUUUCAGCGUGUUAAUGAGGCUGGUGACACCUACGGGAAUUGUGGGAAAGACAUGUAUGGCAAAUACAGGAAGUGUGAGACAAGGCAUGCAAAAUGUGGGAAGAUCCAGUGCCAGACCUCGGCUACUAAGCCGGUGGAAACCAAUGCCGUUUCCAUAGAUACCACGGUCACCCUCAAUGGACAGAGAAUCAAGUGCAAAGGGACCCACGUGUACCGAUCAGAACAGGACGGAGACACGCUGGACCCAGGGCUAGUCAUGACUGGAACAAAGUGUGGGGAAAACAAGAUAUGCUUCGAAGGGGAAUGCCGUAACUCCUCCUUUCUCAAAGCUGGUGAAUGUGACAAGAAGUGCAGCGGGCACGGGUCUUGCAACAACAAUCACAACUGUCACUGUGAGGCAGACUGGUCCCCUCCGUUCUGUGACAAACCGGGGCUGGGCGGCAGUGUGGACAGCGGCCCUAUGUCUUCACAAAGUGAUUUGCUGCUGUUACUCACACCUCUUGUGCUGCUGUGCCUGUGUGUGCUGGGGAUCAGCCUGUACUGCUGCUACAAACACAGGGACAGCCUGCAGAAGAAAUCCCCUACUCCCCUACCCAAACCAAAGGAAUUAAGCAAUGCUGCUGCCAGGUCUGAUCCAAAAACUGUUGUCACUGGCCACUCUAACCCCACUUUCAAACUGAAAACACAAGACGACAAUGACAAGGGGUGCAGCCUUCCCUACAGUUCUCCUUUCCCUCCAAAGGGGAGGUUGCCCAUUUCGAGGCCAUCCUGCAGUCCCCCAAAAGUGCCUUCUUCAUUAGCUAAGCCGGCUCUGAAGAACCCAGUGCCCCAGCAAUCCGCAGUCAAACCACUUAUGCCUCCCAGAGCCCCGCCCCUGACAGACACAAGACAGAGACAGGCUCCGCCCAGCAGACUGCCGCCUCCCUGUCCGGUGGUUAGACCUCCCAAGAUUUCAUAAAGAAGUUGACACAAGAUGAGGAAAAAUACUUUGGAAGACUUUGAAAGAUUCUGUGAAAUGACGUGAAAUAAGUUAUAUUUUGAAUCAAUAGAAAGAUUAUGUUACUGCCCCCUUCCCAUUUUUCAUGUUUCCUUCUUAUUGCAAGUAGUUUUGUCUGUGUUGAAAUUGCAUUCGUCUGAGUUCAGAAGCCAUUCUUCAGUUCCAGUGGCAAAGACCAGCCAGGUUGUGGCAUCGAAUAAACAUCGAGACCUACUUUUGUAUUGCUGGCAAUAUAGAGUGGGAAUCAGGGGUGUGUCCAAUCAUGGUCCUGGAGGGCAAUUCCACUCCAGGUUUAACAGGUAAGCUUAGAUAAUGAACUGCUUCAGGGUCUGGAUGAAGGUUUCAUUGCUUGAAUUAUCAGUUUAAAAUAGGGUUGGAAAAAAGACCAGGAAUGGAAAGGCCAAGCUAGCACUGAUUAACAUAUAACUGUACAUCCAUAACUUUAAAUCACCCAUUGAAAACUCUUAAGGUAAUAUCUGACUUUUUAAAUUGUGUUUGAAGCUAAUUACCCUUUAAAUAUUUCUAUCAGACUUACAGGGUUGUCUGACAAACCAUGUACAUUUGUGCAGCAGUCAAAUACAAUUUUAAUAGUUUCAAUUUCUGUAAAGAAGAACAUAAAUGAAUAUACAUAAAGAAGGAGGGAAUGCUAAUUUAAGAGUGCUUUGUUUACUGUUUAGGAUAGUUGGGAAUGUGUUUUAUUAAUAGUAUGAAGUGUUUUGUCAGACCUGAACUUGAUCUCUAAACUUAAAUCUUGAAACUGAGUAUCAGGUUAAAAUAUUUAAUUAGGGUUAGCUUUCCAGAUUUCUGAAGUUGGGCUGCUUUAUUAUCUCACAAUGCACUGCUGCGUUCCUAAGAAUUGUUUAUAUUGUGAAGUCCCAUUCAUUGUUCAAACAAGGGAGAAAUGCCCUUGCCCAGUCAGGUUAUGGGUAGAAAUAUACUGUUUAUCAGUCUGUUCCUUAUCUUUUUACUUGCAUGCUUAAUGCUUAAUGAUGCCCAUCCCUACCCAACAGCAAAUUGUAUCAAGUUUAUUGCAAUACCAACUUUUUUCCUAUUUUACUUUUUCUUUUUUUUUUGGUCUCAUGUCAACACACGUGUCAGACAAAUGAUAUUAUUAUAUUUUUGUUUUUUUGUUUUUUUUAAAGAAAGUGUGAUUACUGGCAUCAAUAUGAAAAGUAUUUCACCUUUUUCACCUUCAUGUGUAAUAUGUGGCCAGGUUAGCUAACCUGUGCUGCUGAACUUGCUGUGUGAUAGUAUUGUAGGACUGUUCUAUACAAAGAAUUGAGGCACAGCUCAAAUAAGAGCUUCUGUAGAUGUUCCAAAACUUUUAAAUGUUUUAAAACAUUCUGAUCUUAACCUAAUCAGAUGCUGCAGUCUAAAGUCGUAACUCACACAACGGUACAUUUUUCAAAUCCAGCACUAGUAAAGUGUUGUGGCAUCUGCAGCUGAGGAUAUUUUAAAAAGUGUAUCAGAAAAAUGGAAUACUUGACACGUUAGUCAUCAGUCAUUUCACCACGAUGUUGUACUUUUGUGUUUCAAAUAAAAAACACUUCAGGGAAAUGUACUGUAUAUAUUUUUGUCAUUAUGAUCAUGUAUUUGAAGAUUAUUUUUUGGUAUUAUUGAUUUAUUCAAAUUCUCUUUAACUAUCUAAAUACAAACUGUGUAAUGCAUUGUGCCUUCC
Molecule: messenger RNA, 4542 nt
Organism: Polyodon spathula (Mississippi paddlefish)
Lineage: Eukaryota; Metazoa; Chordata; Actinopteri; Acipenseriformes; Polyodontidae
Product: disintegrin and metalloproteinase domain-containing protein 19-like
Exons: 22
Coding region: 189-2825 (878 amino acids)
Biological process (GO): membrane protein ectodomain proteolysis
Molecular function (GO): metalloendopeptidase activity
Source: RefSeq, a predicted model, not a curated record